Messenger RNA from Centruroides sculpturatus (bark scorpion), 1918 nucleotides. It is a transcript of the gene Stam, whose product is annotated as signal transducing adapter molecule 2-like. The record is from RefSeq and is a predicted model, not a curated record. Gene Ontology annotation, biological process: protein transport to vacuole involved in ubiquitin-dependent protein catabolic process via the multivesicular body sorting pathway. The transcript has 9 exons. NCBI's taxonomy places the organism in Eukaryota, Metazoa, Arthropoda, Arachnida, Scorpiones, Buthidae. The coding region runs from base 113 to 1549 and encodes 478 amino acids. Gene Ontology annotation, cellular component: ESCRT-0 complex. Gene Ontology annotation, molecular function: phosphatidylinositol binding; ubiquitin binding.
CAGCAGUCAUGCGCAGUUUAUGAUUAAAUGCAAUAACAUUGAGUCAUUUCGAAGUUUUGCUGAAAAAUUAGGUGAUAGAUUAUAAAAUUAAAUCGCUUUUUGUUUCGCCAAUAUGCCAUUUUUCAGUAGUUCUUCACCUUUUGAUCAAGAUGUGGAAAAAGCUACGAGUGAAUUGAAUACUGCUGAAGAUUGGAGCCUUAUUAUGAAUAUAUGUGAUAAAGUAGGCACGACAACAAAUGGACCCAAAGAUUGUUUUCGUUCAAUAAUAAAACGUCUAAAUAGUCCAGUGCCUCAAAUUGCAAUGCAGGCAUUAACUCUUUUAGAUGCUUGUAUUCAAAAUUGUGGAAAAGCAUUUCAUCUUGAAGUUUGUUCUAGAGAAUUUGAAACUGAAGUUAGAAAAUUAAUUGUGAAAGCUCAUCCAAAAAUAGUAGAAAAAUUGAAAUUAUUAAUAAAAAAGUGGGCAGAAGAUUUCAAAAGCGAUUCACAGUUGAGUCUUAUUCCUUCCUUAUAUUGCGCUUUGAGGAAUGAAGGUGUUGACUUUAAUGUUGAAGAAACACCUAAAAAGAGUACUGUAACAUUUAGUAAAGAUCCUAAUGUUGUUAGUAGUCAACAGGAAGAAGAUGAUAUUGCUAAAGCUAUUGAACUAUCUUUAAAAGAAACAAGUGCUUCACCUAAAACAAAUUUAUAUCCUACUGCACGUCCAUCUUCUCCUUCUGGUGCAAUAGUUGCUUCUCCUCAAAAAGAGCCUAGGAAAGUUCGAGCUUUAUAUGACUUUGAAGCUGUUGAAGAUAAUGAAUUGACUUUUAAAGCUGGAGAAAUUAUUCUUGUUACUGAUGAUAGUGAUGCAAAUUGGUGGACAGGUUCUAAUCAUAGAGGCGAAGGACUUUUCCCCUCAAAUUUCGUCACUUCUGAUUUAAAUGAAUAUCAAUGUGUGGCUAUGGGACCUCUAAUUGAUCAGGAGUUAGAAAAGGUGGAUCGAAGACAUGCAGCAUUGACAUCAUUAAGUCAGCAAUUAAUGGAAGCAUUAAAUAUGUACCAUGGAUUGAUGAAAGAUAUUACUCCUCCUAUGGUAUAUGGUCACUAUCCACCACCUAAUCCUAGUCAAAAUCCACCUCUUCCUCCACAUUUUAAUGGUCCAUUACCACCCAAUUCUUUUCCACCGCAACCACCAGGAGCAAACUAUCCUUCGUUUCAAUCUGCAAAUACGGUUCAGUAUUUACCAUCUCAAUUGCCAGCAACUGGCAUACCUCAAACAAAUACAGCAAAUCCAACUAGUAAUACUUCUCAUGUAGGAAAUGAAGUACCACCAAUGAAUUUACCUCCUGCAAGUGGUAAUCAGCCUUCACAUCCACCUUUAUUUAACCAUCCAAUGACUACAUUUAACAGCUUGCCACCAGGAUCAACUAACUAUACCAGUACUUAUCAAACUCCUGGACAGAAUAUUAUCCCAUCCAUUAGUACAGGAACUCCAGCUACUGGGCCCUUUCCCAUUCAUGUGACUCCUAAUUUUCCUCAGACUCAAAGUAUUCAACAUCAACCACUUUUGUAAAUUAUUAUUUCAAUAUAAAAAUUGUGUGAAAGAUUUUCUAGAUGCAAGAAUGAAAACAUCAUAAAUUUCAAUCUCUGAAAUUUGUUUUUCUGUUUUCAGUAUUUGCAAAUUGAUUGUCAACAGAUAAAAACAAACUUUUUCUUAAAUUGGUUGAUCAAAAAGAGAGGAAAAUAUAUCUGUUAACAGUGAAUUGCCAUUCAUUUAGUUACGAAAACAUAUAAAAAUAAAUGAUAAAUGCCAUCACAAAAAAUGUUAUGGGUAAUUCCAGUUUUGAUAUAAUUGCAAUGCGGUAUGCCAAAACAAGUAUCGUAUGAAAAUAAAUGUUGAUAAUUGUAUUAUAGUAUGUUAUUUGUAAGAAAUGAUUGUGAG